AUGCAAGAGCAGUCCGUUGGGGCUGACUCAAUCACGCAAUUUAAGCAAUUCUUCGUCCAAUAUGAAGGCUUGAUCGAAGGCUGGCUGUCACAAGCUACAGGUGGAACAAACACGUCAAAUGCGAAUGUAGCCUCACCAAGCAGAAGUCAGAAUCUAGGCGCAGAGUCAUCACCGACAGCCGCUGCUGACGAUGCAGGGACCGUACCCAGUAGUACGAAUAGCAGUUUCAAUCCUCAGGCUACAAAUAAUGUUGCUGUGUACUGGGGUGCCGCCGAGGAAGCCGAAGAUGUCGACCUGAUGCAGAUUUGCCACAAUCCAUGGAUCAACAUCGUCAACCUCGCAUUCAUCACAGCCUACAGAGGGACAAAGGGCUUACCCACAAUCAAUUUAGGGGCAGCAUGCAGCAUGAACAUUACCCGAAAUGGAACGGUUGACCCUGGCAUUGAUCCUGGCAAGGCAAAGACAGCAUGCCGUAAGACUGCCUCAGCCAUUCAGACUUGCCAAGCAAACAACAAGAAAGUUAUGCUCAGCGUUGGUGGGGAAAUUGGCAAAGCGAAGAUUGACUUCAACAGCACGAAAGAUGCAACUGAUGCUGCCGAUUACCUCUGGGAUCUGUUCGGCGGCGGCACAGGUCUUGGCUUCAAUGCGAGACCUUUUGGCAAUAUCACGGUUGACGGCUUUGAUGUAGACACCGAAAACAAGCUGCCACAGCAUUACACGGAGUUCGUACAAGCCCUCCGUAGCAAAAUGGACGCUCAAAGGAUCAAAAAGUAUUUCAUCUCAGCAGCACCGCAGUGCCCCAUACCUGAUCAGUCAAUCCCUCUUGACGCUAUGCACCUAAUGGACUUUGUCUGGGUACAAUUUUACAACAACCCAGAAUGCCUCCUUGGCUCUGGUGCGAACUUCACCGUAAGCUUCCACAAAUGGUCUGCCGAUCUGUCGAAGAACGGUACCAUUAAAGGGCCGCAACUCUAUAUCGGCGCUCCUGCGUGUCCAGUCCCAAAAUGCUCGGGCAGCGGCUACGUUGAGCCAGCGAAGCUGACGACGACGGUACAGGCGGUCAAGCAUGCGAAGAACUUUGGGGGUAUCAUGUUGUGGGAGGGAAGUAGAUCAGUGCUGGAUGAUCAGUACGCAAAGGUCGCGAAGGUCGCUAUUGGAGCUUAG
Bacidia gigantensis is the source of this 1164-nucleotide messenger RNA. RefSeq lists its product as uncharacterized. The record is from RefSeq and is a predicted model, not a curated record. The coding region runs from base 1 to 1164 and encodes 387 amino acids. Gene Ontology annotation, cellular component: extracellular region. Gene Ontology annotation, molecular function: chitinase activity. Gene Ontology annotation, biological process: carbohydrate metabolic process. NCBI's taxonomy places the organism in Eukaryota, Fungi, Ascomycota, Lecanoromycetes, Lecanorales, Ramalinaceae. The transcript has 2 exons.